AUGGCCGUCGAUACGGCAAUUGUCGCAAAAGUUCCUGCGGGUGAAGCUAAGGUUAAUCACAUCUCAGGAGAGCUGCAGGUUUCCGGUAGCAAGGGAGUGAAAGACGCUGUGGCCACCGGUGAGCGCAAAUCGGAAGGAGGCAAGGAAUCAAAGGCAAAGAGUGCAGGUGCUGCGGAAGAGAAAAAAGAUUCACAGACAAGAGGGAGCACCCAUGCGAAAGAUGCUAAGUCGGAACAAAAGAUGGAACCCGGUGAAAGCGGUGAAGAAGAAGCCCCACUCGAUUUAGCUUCUUUCGCACGAUAUGAACAUGGUGAAGUCGCGAAACUAACUGCCGUACAGCAACGCAGAUAUGAGCAGUACAGGAGAAGUGAUUUGAAGAAUCCUAAGGUGAAGAAAGUCCUCGUUAGCUACAACCCUACUUUGCAGAAAGCCUCCGAUCUUUAUAUUAUAGCUGUGAAGGGUUUGGCGAAAUUGUUUGUUGGUGACGUCGUUGAAACUGCCCUCGACGUCAAAAAUCAAAUGGGAGACAAGGGAGCCUUGCAGCCAAAACACUUGCGUGAGGCGUACCGAAGACUACGACGGUCUGGAGUUGUCCCCUCGACUAACGAUAGAUCUGCUUCAUUUUCUUGA
Chondrus crispus (carragheen) is the source of this 630-nucleotide messenger RNA. RefSeq lists its product as hypothetical. Gene Ontology annotation, molecular function: transcription coactivator activity; protein heterodimerization activity. Gene Ontology annotation, biological process: RNA polymerase II preinitiation complex assembly; transcription initiation at RNA polymerase II promoter. The coding region runs from base 1 to 630 and encodes 209 amino acids. Gene Ontology annotation, cellular component: nucleus; transcription factor TFIID complex. The transcript has a single exon. The record is from RefSeq and is a predicted model, not a curated record. NCBI's taxonomy places the organism in Eukaryota, Rhodophyta, Florideophyceae, Gigartinales, Gigartinaceae.